Symbiodinium pilosum is the source of this 795-nucleotide messenger RNA. NCBI's taxonomy places the organism in Eukaryota, Dinophyceae, Suessiales, Symbiodiniaceae. The record is from the annotation of a GenBank genome assembly.
AUGGGAUCCACGAAAAGAAAGUCAGACACCAAGUCUGAAAAGGGCUCAGGCGGUGGCAAGGUUGGCAAGCGUCAGACGACUUUGCCUGUUGGUGAUGGCAAGAAAGCUGGUGAUCUCAGCCCGGACAUCAAGAUCAUGACCAUCUUUCGUCAGUGGUCCAAGCAGAUGGAAGAGUUCCGUACUGUCAACAAUUUCUUCGCGCAGGGAGCCUUCAAGACGAAGGAGAAGCUUCUGAAGUUUCUGAAGCAUCUGGAGUCGACCUACCCGCCCCAGGGAAAAACGUCUGAUCCCCAGGCAAUGGUUUUUGUCACCAGCUUUGGAACCAGUGACUUGGCAGCCAACAACGACAGCCAUCUGAUGCUAUGCGAGCUCAUCGUGGCGAACGGGUUUGUCACAGAUGCCAACAUUGCUGGCACGGAGAAGCUGGCUGUGACUGCACCUCGACCGGAUAUCGGCCUGAGCCCAGACUUUGUCCUGGAUGCGGCUGACAUUGAUGCAGCCUGCGACGGCCUGCUACACCCGCAGCAGCUGGUUUACGUGAAAGGAUGGUCCAGAGCAAUUGCGGCAUUGACUGUGAUGCUGUGCCGAUAUGAGAACCCAGAGUUUGCAGAGGCUUGGGGCGAUAGCCACAGAGAUUCUUUUGCGACCAUCCACGCAACGGUGAAUGUGGUUGGUCUGGAUGAUGCUGCCUUGAUGGUUUUGAACAACAGCAUCACCCUGGGAUCAUCUGUUCGGCGUAAGCCGAAUUGUUUCAAUUUGGUACACCAGUUGGCCCUGGCAAAGCGCAUGCAACGG